AAAAAAUAAAAAAUAAAAAAUAAAAAAUUUGCAGGUGAUUGGUUGACAGGCUGGAAGUCCGGGCAGACGACCGGUAACACGCUAAGUCGAACAGACUAUUUUCUAAUGCAACCUCCUCGUCCAGAUUGACAAUACCUCGCCAAGGCCUAUCGUAGUUCGAAAGGGACUAUGAAUCCAGAGCUCCAAAACAAAAACAAACAUGAGGCAUCUUCACUGUUCAUCAUUCAUAGUCCGGAGUGGACUGUGAUGGAGGAAAACAAGCGGGGCCUGUAUAGGACUGGGAGUCUUCUAGUUGGUGUUCUGGCAAAUGAUGCACAACUCAGUACAAUGGUUGCAGAACAGGUUGAACAGGCACAAGCAGGGCUUGAAUCACUUUCCUCAUCUGAGAAGUCAAUAAACCAUCUUCGUGAGAACUUUGUUUCUAUUGAAAAUCUGUGUCAAGAAUGCCAAACAUUAAUUGAAAAUCAUGAUCAGAUAAAGCUCCUCAGCAAUGCAAGGAAUAACUUGAACACAACUUUGAAGGAUGUGGAGGGGAUGAUGUCCAUUUCUGUCGAAGCUGCUGAGGCACGGGAUUCUUUGAGUGAUGAUAAGGAACUCAUUAACACUUACGAGAGGUUAACGGCUCUUGAUGGAAAACGGAGGUUUGCAUUAGCGGCUGCAGCAUCUCACAAAGAAGAGGUUGGCAGAUUGAGAGAAUAUUUCGAAGAUGUAGAUCGUACUUGGGAGACAUUUGAGGGGACAAUUUGGGGUCAUAUUUCCAACUUCUUCAAACUUGCCAAAGAAAGCCCACAAACUUUGGUUCGUUCUUUGAGGGUAGUUGAAAUGCAGGAAAUCAUUGAUCAACAACUUGAAGAGGAAGCAGCUGAGGCUGAGGGAGCUGGAGCCAUGGCAACAAUUUCAAAUCCUCGCAGAACUGACAGAAAAUCAACCACGACAGCAUCUUCUAGAAACCUUACACAGCAGAAAGUGAAGGUCCAAGGAAAAGGGUACAGGGAUAAAUGCUAUGAGCAAAUAAGGAAGACUGUUGAAUACCGUUUUAACAAACUGCUGUCGGAGCUUGUAUUUGAGGACCUGAAAGCAGCUUUAGAGGAAGCUCGAAUGAUUGGAGAAGAGCUUGGAGAUAUAUAUGACUACGUGGCUCCUUGUUUUCCUCCAAGAUAUGAAAUAUUCCAGUUUCUGGUAAACCUUUAUACUGAGAGAUUCACUCAGUGGCUGAGACUGCUUAGUGAACGCGCAAAUGAUCUAACUAAUUUAGAAAUUUUAAAGGUGACUGGUUGGGUGGUUGAAUAUCAAGAAAAUCUGAUUGGACUUGGUGUUGAUGAGUCAUUAGCUCAAGUUUGUUCUGAGAGUGGUGCAAUGGAUCCCCUCAUGAACGCAUAUGUUGAAAGAAUGCAGGCUACAACAAGGAAAUGGUACUUGAAUAUCCUUGAGGCCGAUAAGGUACAGCCACCAAAGAAAACAGAAGAUGGAAAGCUAUAUACACCUUCUGCUGUUGAUCUGUUUAGGAUCCUUGGUGAGCAAGUACAAAUUGUUCGGGAAAAUAGCACUGAUGUCAUGUUAUACCGAAUUGCUUUGGCCACUAUUCAGGUAAUGAUUGAUUUUCAAGCAGCUGAAAGGAAGAGACUUGAAGAACCUGCCUCUGAAAUUGGUCUAGAACCUUUAUGUGCAAUGAUUAACAACAAUCUGCGUUGCUAUGAUCUUGCCAUGGAGUUGAGUAACAGCACUCUUGAAGCUCUUCCACAGAGCUAUGCUGAGCAGAUUAAUUUUGAAGACACUUGCAAAGGUUUCCUGGAGGUUGCAAAGGAAGCUGUGCAUCAAACUGUUAGUGUUAUCUUUGAAGAUCCAGGAGUGCAGGAAUUACUCGUCAAGCUCUAUCAAAAAGAAUGGUGUGAUGGCCAGGUUACAGAGUACCUAGUUGCAACAUUUGGUGAUUAUUUUACAGAUGUAAAGAUGUACAUUGAAGAAAGAUCAUUUAGGAGAUUUGUUGAAGCUUGUUUGGAAGAAACUGUAAUUGUUUAUGUUGACCAUCUACUCACCCAGAAAAAUUACAUCAAGGAAGAAACUAUUGAACGAAUGAGACUGGAUGAAGAAGUCAUAAUGGAUUUUUUCAGGGAAUAUAUAAGUGUUUCUAAAGUCGAAAGCAGAGUGAGGAUUCUAAGUGACUUGAGAGAGCUUGCUUCAGCUGAGAGCUUGGAUACUUUCACACUCAUUUACACAAAUAUCAUUGAACAUCACCCUGACUGCCCGCCUGAGGUUGUUGAAAAACUUGUGGCACUGCGAGAAGGCAUACCACGGAAGGAUGCAAAGGAGGUUGUACAAGAGUGUAAAGAGAUUUAUGAGCAUUCACUUGUUGAUGGAAACCCCCCAAAAGCUGGAUUUGUUUUUCCAAGGGUGAAGUGCCUAUCUCAUUCCAAAGGAUCUCUAUGGCGAAAAUUGACCUAGUUCUUUCUUCAAAAAUCACCUAUGCCUGGAUAUUACUAGGCACCAUAGGCUCUCUACUGUACACAAUUGUGGUGCCCCUUUUUUUUUUUUUUUUUUUUGGCUUCUGUUUCCUCAUCGCCUGUCAUUUUUCUUUUAUUAUUGUUAUUAUUAUUAUUAUUAUUAUUUUAACACUCGUGAAGUGUAGUUUUACUUUUGCAAUGUAUUGUAAUCAAUUUAUGGGUUUUAUUUUUUAUUU
Camellia sinensis is the source of this 2677-nucleotide messenger RNA. The record is from RefSeq and is a predicted model, not a curated record. Lineage: Eukaryota; Viridiplantae; Streptophyta; Magnoliopsida; Ericales; Theaceae.